Molecule: messenger RNA, 2212 nt
Organism: Fusarium vanettenii 77-13-4
Lineage: Eukaryota; Fungi; Ascomycota; Sordariomycetes; Hypocreales; Nectriaceae
Exons: 3
Coding region: 1-1599 (532 amino acids)
Biological process (GO): regulation of transcription by RNA polymerase II
Molecular function (GO): RNA polymerase II cis-regulatory region sequence-specific DNA binding; DNA-binding transcription factor activity, RNA polymerase II-specific
Source: RefSeq, a predicted model, not a curated record
AUGGGGACUUCAACAACUGAUGCCUCUGUUGGAGGCGAGUCGAAGUCCCCAAAACAAUCUAACAACUCUCCCCCGCGACCAGUAGAUCCCUCGACCGACGCGAAGGCAACCGAUCCUCCCGUGAAAGCAGAGGCUGCGUCCAAUGCCGAACCAGCCAAACCACUUGCGCCUCCUCCUCGACCCGGUCAACAACAAAGCAACAACACUCCCGACUACUUCGCUGCCCAAGUCGGCGGAUCUCUCAGUCUGGAGCCCAAUCCAUUCGAGCAGUCCUUCGGGGGCGCUCCUGAGACUCCAGGUGGAACCAAACUCCCCUCUGUCGCUGCAUUGACGUCACCAUCUUCUCUCCUGCCCGGAAGCAACGCAACACCAUUUAAUUGGGGAGGAGGAUCGUUGCGGACUGGACCUUUGAGUCCGGCGAUGCUUUCUGGCCCGGCCAGUGAUUAUUUCGGCGAUACUCACCACCUCCGAGGUGGCUUUCCCACCCCCAACGAGUCUUCUCUGAGGACUGGCCUGACGCCUGGCGGGAGCGGUUCUAUGUUCCCUGCCCCCAGCCCUAACUCUCAAGCCCUUUUUGCGCAGCUCGCCAGUGGCGGAGCUACGCCCAGCACACUCGAUUUCCAUCGAACUGCUAUCAGCGCCGCUGCCAAGCGUGAGCAACCCAACGGUCCUCCACCACGAUCACAGAACCAACCCCAGCCCCCACCUCCACCACAGCAACCUCCUUCUGUCACCUCGCAACCCCAAGAUAUGCCCAACGGUGCUGCCGUUGUCAAACCUGAGGCGAAGCCCGCGUCGGGCCCUUUUGACCCGCACGAUAACGACGCGGCGAAUGGUCUGUUUAUGCUGGCCCACGGUAGGAACGGUGCUCAGAACGCGAACCAAUUCGCUCCCACUUCUGGCGCUCCUGGCCACGCCCAUCCCGCGCCUGUCGCGCCACAGAAUAUGAACACGUCUCCACAGAUGUCGAGCGUCAAUGGUGGCUCUGUCGGGUCUGGUCGUGGUGUUAGCGAGGGUAGCAUCGCGUCUGAUGAGAGCGAGCAAGCUAGACCUAACACGCGAGGCAAGGGCAAGAGAAACCCGCCUCCUACUAAUGGGCGACGAAAGGCGGAGGAACCUCCAGCCAGGCCACCCACCAACAAGAAGACCAAGACCAACAACGCCGCCGCUAUGAAUGGCAGCAUGGACUAUUCUGAUGAUGAAGCCAACAUGAAGCACGAGGAGGGUGGCUCCAAGUCCAAGAUGACAGAUGAAGAGAAGCGAAAGAACUUUCUCGAGCGUAAUCGUGUUGCUGCCCUCAAGUGUCGCCAAAGGAAAAAGCAAUGGCUGGCCAACCUGCAGACUAAGGUUGAGAUGUUCAGCACUGAGAACGAUGCCUUGACGGCGCAGAUCAACCAGCUUCGAGAUGAGGUUGUCAACCUGAAGACGCUGCUCCUUGCCCACAAAGACUGUCCAGUCACUCAGCAGCAGGGACUUUCAGGUAGCUACAUCGCGCAUAUGGAGCCAUUCCCUCAGCAGAUGAACCCGUACGGCAUGGCAGCGCCCAUGCCGAACCAACAGGUGAUGGCCGGCCAGGGCGUGCAGCGUCGCUUCUCAUAGAGAUGCGACUGGAAUUUCGGACCAUGAAGCUGAGCCGAAUCAACUGGAGUCUACACCGGACUCGACGAUACGACCCUUAUUUGAAUGGACCAGGAAGGAUGUGGAUACCUCGCGCACACAGGCAGGGGUAAUGGAUGGUUUAACAUACACAUUAUACAGAGGGCUGGAGGGGUUGCCGUUCCGAGAGCCUGCUGGCUCACAUCUUCGUUUCACCUCUUUGGACUGUACAACAUUUGACGAGCGAGAACAACCAGACGGGGACCGGUAUCUGGUAUGUGCUCGGUUAGUGAACAAACUGUUGGAGACGAGUUCACAAUCUUCUUGUAAGGGGGUACCUGUGGUCUCUCGUGCACCUAGGUGACUGGUGGGGAGACCUUGGGCCCUCACAACUCUUUUAACCUGUAAGUAUUCUGGCAAGGCACACGGAACGAGCACAUCAAAAAGGUGUUUGGCCAGGCGGACUUUGCCUGGGGGGCGUUAUGAGGAAAUUGGGUCUUGGUGGACGACCACACUUGGUGUUUGGACUCGGCAUUUUUGCAAGUAGCGCUAGGUAACAAAAGCUACUAGGUUCGAUGAAUGAUAGCUGCGAUAUGAAAGAUAACAAGUAUUAUUG